AUGGCCGCUCCAACCGAGGCCCAGCUCGCGCACCAGCAGCUCAUCGAACAGCUCGACAUCCACUCCAUCCACAAGAACUUCCGCAACCCCAACUGGCGGCCCAACCAGCGGCGCAACAAGAACCUCAAGACGAUUGUCGGCGACGCGUCCAAGCGAGAGGCCUCGGCCAUGGCCACGCCCCAGGACGUCAGCGGCGACGCGACCCCGGCCGACGACGGCCUCUCCACCAGCGGCACCUCGACGCCCGCCACCGGCGCCAGCAACCCUCCGAACCUCGCCCAGGCCUCGCGCAGCCUGUCCAAGCUCGUGCUGGAGAAGACACUCAAGCCGACUGGCGCCGCUGCAGCCGCCGUCACCGCCCCGAGCGCCACCUACACAAACAUCGAGUCGGCGCCGUCCCUGGCGCACUCCAAGUACUACUGCGAUGUCACCGGCCUCCCCGCGUCCUACCUCGACCCCAAGACCAGGAUGCGCUAUCACAAUAAGGAGGUGUUUGGCUUGAUCCGUUCUCUGCCGCAGCCCACUGCCGAGCAGUUCCUCGAAGCGCGCGGCGCCCACACCGUACUGAAGUGA
Messenger RNA from Hirsutella rhossiliensis, 573 nucleotides. Its product is annotated as YL1 nuclear. The record is from RefSeq and is a predicted model, not a curated record. Gene Ontology annotation, cellular component: Ino80 complex. Gene Ontology annotation, biological process: chromatin remodeling. The transcript has a single exon. NCBI's taxonomy places the organism in Eukaryota, Fungi, Ascomycota, Sordariomycetes, Hypocreales, Ophiocordycipitaceae. The coding region runs from base 1 to 573 and encodes 190 amino acids.